UUGUUGUUGCACCACAGCUGCUGUCAUGUGAUAGCCUGUCUGAGCAAGCUGCUGUGAUCAGUAGCUUUUUUACCUUUGUCCGGGAGUAAAUUAAAAGCAGGCAGGCGAGCAGCUUUAUGUUCGUUGCGGAAGAACCACACGGCUCUUUUGUGAAGGAGCGCAGGGAAGCCGGGGUUGUGUAGUUUGACCCCUCGGACGCAGCCAUGGGGUGCUGUUACAGUGGCGAGGACGGCAACUCCAGAGAGAAGUUUGAGGAGACUGACCCACUGAUCCCCCAUCCGAACCCUGUGAGCAAACCUCCAAAUGGGACAGAGUGGCCCACCCCCGGUGUCCCCUCUCCACCAACUGAUGGACAAGCCCUCCUUACAUCCAUCUUGACAAAGACUGCGCAGAACAUAAUUGAUGUCUCAGCAGCUGACUCUGUUGUAAUGGAGCAACAUGAGAUCAUGGACAAAGCUAGGCAGUACAGUACAAAACUGGCUAUGUUGAGCACCAGCUUGCCUCAGAAGAAAGCCCUCACUCUUCCCUCCCUAACUAGCCAGCCCCACCAAGUGCUUGCAAGUGACCUGGUGCCAUACUCAGAUGUUCAGCAGGUAUCCAAGAUAGCAGCUUACGCUUACAGUGCAAUCUCUCAAAUCAAAGUGGAUGCUAAAGAGGAACUGGUCGUCCAGUUUGCCAUUCCUUGACUGUCCCCUGCAUAUUGUUCCUCCCUCCCCACUCGCUCUGUGCCACUCCUGCUUCAUCGUACUCCAGCCCACCUUUUUUUUUAAUGUUAUUAAAGCAUUUUGGUCGUCCUGCGUUUUAGGUCUGCCACGAACUUUUGUGAAGACAGGAAGUGAAUCACCUCCCACCAGAAAAAAAACAACUGUCUUUUAGUAAAACUCUGGAGCGUUAUUGGCAGUGGGUUUUGAGUUUGUGAGCGAUGUGCAUGAUCACUUCAGCGAGGCCUCCUCAGUGUGUAACACAUGCAUUAGGCUUUGUCCAAAAGAUGUAAAAUAAAUCAAUAUUCAUAAUAU
Messenger RNA from Xiphophorus maculatus (southern platyfish), 1016 nucleotides. It is a transcript of the gene lamtor1, whose product is annotated as late endosomal/lysosomal adaptor, MAPK and MTOR activator 1. NCBI's taxonomy places the organism in Eukaryota, Metazoa, Chordata, Actinopteri, Cyprinodontiformes, Poeciliidae. Gene Ontology annotation, molecular function: guanyl-nucleotide exchange factor activity; molecular adaptor activity. The transcript has 5 exons. Gene Ontology annotation, biological process: lysosome organization; endosomal transport; cellular response to amino acid stimulus. The coding region runs from base 204 to 686 and encodes 160 amino acids. The record is from RefSeq and is a predicted model, not a curated record. Gene Ontology annotation, cellular component: late endosome membrane; membrane raft; lysosome.